This is a messenger RNA of Clunio marinus, 330 nucleotides long. NCBI's taxonomy places the organism in Eukaryota, Metazoa, Arthropoda, Insecta, Diptera, Chironomidae. The record is from the annotation of a GenBank genome assembly.
AUGGAUAAUUCUAGUCGGAUAAAGUCAAUCAUGUUUCAUGUCAUUCAGUUGUGGCUUAGACAUGUACAAGCUUUUGCUUUAAGUUUCAAGACGAAUGUGAGUAGCAGUAAAGAAACUGCAAAAAUUUCAGAGAUUUUAAACUUAUCAAGCAGUUGUAAAAAGUUAAAUCCUUUAAGUUCUUCAAGAAUAUUUCAUCUUCUUGCCACUUGUAUUGCAUUUACAACGGUUGAAGCCGUAAUUGAUCAAAUUAAUUGUCAAAAUCAAAGAGAAAAGCUGGUUAAAUUGAUGAAUAGUCAUGAAACUUCAUCAACAUUAAUUCUAACAUAUUAG